GAUUCGAACCCACACCUAUUCAAUAGUUUUAUAUGACAGCUAAAUGAUCAUCAGGUGUUUGUGGUGAGUAUAAUAGGAACUGCGCGCGUUGACCGAGAAACUUAAUGGCUGUGAAGGUUAAAUCACAGUAAUUACGGGCCUUACCCCUGGUUAAGCUUACGGCUAACCAUAAGAGAUUGACUUUGUUAACUUAAGUUUCAGGUCGAUAACAUUUUGAACGAGGAACUGAAAUACUCUUUUUUGGUGGAUUAAUAUGCAGAAUUCUAGAUCUGAAGAUGCAGAAUCAACAUCUCUAAAAUCUAGUAAUAACGUAUGCAUCGGAAAGUUUCUGCGAUUAACUACACUUAGCAAGGAGAAAACUGAUCGCACGCACCUAAUUUACUCUCAAUCUGUAUGCCUCAGGAUUGGUCAUUCAUAACGUCUGCAUGCAGCGGCUGCGGCAUGGAGAAACAAGAAACAAAAGAUGCAAAGCAGUGGAGAUGUGUGUAUCGUUCCGUGAGAAUGGUCGCGAGCUAUUACAGCUCACAGUUAGCCGUUACCUAGCUCAUUGUUCCGCACACGACCGCUCUCAUCUAGGGGCGGAAUUUGUGACGUCUCGCCGUGGGAACCUCAUGAUAGUCCAUGAGGGUAGGACGUUCAUCCACGAGAGAUCCAUGGGUACCGUGAUACCGAGGUCUAGGUGGGUGUGCAACAAAAAAAGGUGGUUAAAAUGUAGAGCGUCCCUGACUACUGUUGAUGGAAUCAUUGUCAAGAAAUAUGGAACGCAUAAUCAUCAUUGACAAUGUGGCUUGUAGGUAAUUACGGAAAUUUUUACUUCUUCUGCCUGUAUGUUAAUUGAUUUUUUCAUUAGGAUUCCUUAGCUACUUGCUUUUCAAAACAAGAUUUUUUCUGUUUCUUUGUUAUAUUCUGCAAAGAAAAAUAUAGAAUAACGACUCACUUAGACACCGGCAAACAAUUAGGAGAAUUAUUCAUAUAUCUACUCAAAAAUUAUUUUCAUACCUACAUUCGUCAUACCUCAUACGUAGCUUAUUGCUAAAUGCCAAGUUUUUAUGUCUGUAUGAAAUCCACAGGAAAACUGACAUCAUUCAUAAAGAUAACAUUCCAUUAUCAAGUAUGAGUGUUAGAAUCUAAAAUCUACAUUGUUUUCCUGUAAUGUAAAAUUUACAUUUUUGUUGUUAAGUAUUUUCGAUAAAUUAAAACAUAACAUAAACACACGAUCAGCCGAUAAAGUCGAUCAAAUCCGUAAGGUUUUCUACCUCAAUGAAAAACAAUUAGUUUAAAAAAAAAACGUAGUCGCAUUAAUGGUGCAUAUUGUAGAGCUCGACUCUAUGUACUGUAAACUGUUUUUAUUUGUACAUAACGUUGACGAUAUUGCAAAAUCUAUAUCAGUUGUUGUGUAGGUUAAUGAAUAUGUAAUAUUAUGUAUUAGGUUAUGUUACUAAUCAGUAAAGGCGUAAAUGCGUAAUGCCUUAUUAUACCUCAAUGGUAGAGAGGUAACUUAUGAAUGUAGUGUGAAAUGUUUCUAAGCUGUUCAGAAAUAAGCUAAGUAGAAGAUAAUCGUCUAACGACAAUAACAAAUAAAAUAGGGGCCUUAUGCCCGUUUUCACCAUCAA
Molecule: messenger RNA, 1613 nt
Organism: Ostrinia furnacalis (Asian corn borer)
Lineage: Eukaryota; Metazoa; Arthropoda; Insecta; Lepidoptera; Crambidae
Exons: 2
Coding region: 426-779 (117 amino acids)
Source: RefSeq, a predicted model, not a curated record